Molecule: messenger RNA, 4692 nt
Organism: Parnassius apollo (apollo)
Lineage: Eukaryota; Metazoa; Arthropoda; Insecta; Lepidoptera; Papilionidae
Source: the annotation of a GenBank genome assembly
AUGGGAAAAUGUGACGAAGCUAAUGUCGAAGUUAGUAUGGGGGACUCGGCGUCCCCCAUGAAACCUGAUAAUUUCACGUUCACUGUACCCCCGGAGGCGCCUGUGUUCGAGCCAACUCCUGAAGAGUUCCUGGAUCCAUUGGCUUACAUCAGUAAAAUAAGGCCAAUCGCUGAGAAGUCGGGGAUUUGUAAGAUCAAACCCCCCGCACACUGGCAACCACCAUUUGCUGUCGAUGUUGAUAGACUACGAUUCACGCCUAGAAUACAACGCUUGAAUGAAUUAGAGGCGAUCACUCGCGUGAAGUUGAACUUCUUGGACCAGAUCAUCAAGUUCUGGGAGUUGCAGGGUUCUGUUCUCAAGAUACCUACUGUUGAACGGAAGCCGCUGGAUUUAUAUGCAUUGCACAAAAUUGUGAAGGAAGCAGGUGGGUUUGAAGUAUGCUCAGCGGAGCGGAAAUGGUCGAAGAUUGCGCGACGCAUGGGCCAUCCACAGGGCAAGGGCAUCGGCUCCAUCCUGAAGAGUCACUACGAACGCAUCCUGUACCCCUAUGAUGUUUUCAAGAGCAGUGGUGUUGUGGGUGAUAACAAGGAAACUAAGAUCGAGGUGAAAAUUGAGCAAACACCCGAAAAAGUGACCGCAGCCACACGCAGUCGCUCUGCCAGCAAAUGCCCGGCGGCGGUGGCAGCAGUGGCAGCGGUGGCAGCUGCCACGCCGCCUCCCGCGCGCCGGUACAAGAGCUCCGAGCCUGAGCCCGAAGCAGAAGGCAGUCACACUGAGGGCGCGCUCUCCGGACUCGAUGAGGACAGGAAGCUGAGGACACCCAUCAAAGAGGAGAACCCUGAAACCAGGAGGAGUCCACGUGAGAACAAGUGGAUGUCCAGUGCUGUAGCGGGGUGUGGAGUGGUGCGAUCGCGGCGGCUGCGUGAGCACCGGCUCAGCAACAUGACGGUGUCCGUGACGCCUGCGCCCGCGCCGCCGCCCGCCACGCAUAACCCCGACGACCCGUUGGCGAAGUACAUGUGCCACGUGUGCGGACGUGGCGACGUGGAGGAGCAGAUGCUUUUGUGCGACGGCUGUGAUGACUCCUACCAUACCUUCUGCCUUGUACCUCCGCUCGCAGAUGUGCCAAAGGGCGAUUGGCGAUGUCCAGUUUGCAUUGCCGAGGAGGUAUCGAAACCAACCGAAGCUUUCGGCUUCGAGCAGGCAACCCGGGAGUACACAUUGCAACAGUUUGGUGAGAUGGCAGAUCAGUUCAAGUCAGAUUACUUCAAUAUGCCCGUUCACAUGGUACCAACAUCAACAGUAGAGCGCGAGUUUUGGCGCGUAGUUUCCUCAAUCGAUGAAGACGUGACUGUGGAAUAUGGAGCGGACCUGCAUUCAAUGGACCAUGGAUCUGGUUUCCCAACAAAAAUGAGUGCACACCUGUAUCCCGGUGAGCAACAAUAUGCGGAGUCCAGCUGGAAUCUCAACAAUCUGCCCGUACUUGAGGGCUCUGUUCUGGGACAUAUCAAUGCAGACAUAUCUGGAAUGAAGAUUCCCUGGCUUUACGUGGGCAUGUGCUUCGCAACCUUCUGCUGGCACAAUGAAGACCACUGGAGCUACUCCAUCAACUACCUGCACUGGGGCGAACCAAAGACCUGGUACGGGGUACCGGGCUCCAAAGCUGAACAGUUCGAAACGGCCAUGAAGUCGGAGGCUCCGGAACUGUUCCAGCUGCAACCAGACCUGUUACAUCAACUUGUUACAAUUAUGAACCCAAACAUACUUAUGAAGGCCGGUGUGCCUGUUUAUAGGACGGACCAGCAUGCUGGCGAGUUCGUCAUUACAUUUCCACGUGCUUAUCACGCGGGUUUCAAUCAAGGGUACAAUUUUGCAGAGGCGGUCAAUUUUACUCCAGCAGAUUGGCUAAAGAUGGGUCGCGAGUGCAUCGCACACUAUUCAACUCUGCGUCGAUACUGUGUCUUCUCUCACGACGAGUUGGUCUGCAAGAUGGCACUCGAAGCAGACUCGUUGAGUCUCACCGUUGCCCUGGCUGCCUACAGAGAUAUGAGGACGAUGCUGCACGAUGAGAGAAAACUUAGGAAGGGAUUGCUGGACUGGGGCGUGACGGAGGCGGAGCGCGAGGCGUUCGAGCUGCUGGCGGACGACGAGCGGCAGUGCCAGCUGUGCCACACCACGUGCUUUCUGUCGUGCGUCACGUGCGCCUGCACGCCGCACGUCGCCUGCCUGCGCCACUACGCGCGCCUCUGCACCUGCCCGCCGCAGCGUCACAAGCUGAGAUAUCGUUACACCCUAGAUGAACUACCAGCGAUGUUGGAGAAAUUAAAAAAGAAGUCGGAACUGUUCCGUGAGUGGGCGGAAGCAGUACAAAAUGCACUGGACCCUGAUACCCCCAAGACAUGUGACCUGGAUGGUCUACGGGCGCAUUUGCGACGGGCUCACGAACUUAAGAUGCACAAAACUGAGCUAGUUCGUGCUCUAGAAAUCGCAAUAGAAGAUGCUGAGAAGUGCGCAUCGGUGAUCCAGCAGUUGGACUUGAACAAGAUGCGAACCCGGACCCGUCAUCACGACCCGAAGUACCGGCUAACGAUCCACGAGCUGACCCUGUUCGCUGCUGAGAUCGACGGUCUGGCCUGUGUGUUGCCCGAAGGUUCAGCAGUAAAAGAAGUAUUAAGACAAACGGAGGAAUUUGAAGAUCGAGCUACAGACUUAUUAAGCAAGGAGUUGGAAGAAAUAGACAGUGGUUCUGUUCGGGAGUUGGAGGAGGUUGUAGAACUGGGCUCCCGUCUAUGCAUUGUGUUGCCACAACUGAGUGCUCUACAAGCCAGGCUACAGCAGGCUCGUUGGCUCGACGAAGUUCGGACGUUACGUGAAGAUUGUGCCGCGCUAACGCCACCCGUUUUAGAACGAUUGUUGACGGAUGCUGAUUCUGUGUUACCGCAUCGGAGAGUCGAACAAGAGAGAGCUGCGUUAUAUAAGCUUAGAGCACAAGUCGAAGAUUGGGAGCAAAGGGCCCAAGCAGUACUCAUUGACAACCGGGUUGAAGGUUCAAGCGAAGCGCAGCAUACAAGCCUGGCUGAACUAGAUGCUCUGCUGGCUGAAGGCGAUGAGAUCGAAGCGGCGUUACCCUCUCACCAUGCUCUGCACCAGGCUGUUGCACACGCACGCGACUGGCUCGCUAAGGUUGAAGAAAUGCAGUCUAAAGAUCUGUAUCCAUAUAUGCACAGUGUAGAGAAUCUUGUGAAACGCGGACAACAAAUACCUUUGGCUUUAUUCGAGAAGGACCAGUUGGCAGCUGCAUUGCAGUCUGCGAAAGAAUGGAAAAGAGGCGCAGCGGAAAUGUUUCUUAAAAAGAAUUGGCCGUACACCUUGCUGGAGGCGCUAUCGCCACGUGCGGAGGCGCCUGGUGCGGGUGUGGCAGGGGGCGCGGCGGGUGCGGGUGGCGCGGGGCGGCGGCGUGCGCGCGAGGCGGCGGGCGACGCGGGCGGCUUCCUGCAGCAGUUCAGCGAGGACGCCACGCCUACGGAGAUCGUGGCCGCCUUCAAGCACGCCGAGCAGCGGGAGCUCGCCGCCAUAAAGGACCUUAGGGCUCUUAACAUGCGCAAAGAGGUUCGUUCCGCUCCAACUGCCGGCGUAACGUUUUGCCUGUGCCAAAAGAGACAGUUCGGUGUUAUGUCACAAUGUGAACUCUGCAAAGACUGGUUCCAUGCUUCCUGUGUAGCGUCAGCAAAAGAGGAACGGGAAGACUCUCCAGACCGAGUUGAGUUGCCUUACCCGACCACUGAACAAAAGUUUCUGUGCCCUGACUGCAUGAGGACGAAACGGCCGAGGUUACAUCGUAUAUUAGCUUUAUUGGUUUGGUUGCAGAAGUUGCCAGUGCGAUUAGCAGAGGGCGAAGCUUUACAGUGUGUGACAGAACGAGCCAUGGCGUGGCAAGAUUCUGCCAGGGCGUUGCUGGCAGCUUUACCACACCAGCAACAACCUGAACACCGAAAGGAUGGCACUUCGCUUGCCUCCAGAUCGUCCGCAAGUGUAGAGCACGCGUAUAGUGCGACACCUAGGUCACUAAGCACAAGGCUGACACCAGGAUUAUUACAGAAGUUAGAAGACCUCAUGUUAGAAGGAGAUUUAUUGGAGGUGCGUCUAGAGGAGCAGGCGCAGGUGUGGAGCGCGGUGGCGGCGGCGCGUGGCGCGGAGGGACGGCGCGCGCGCGUGCUGGAUGCCGGAACAAGCACAACUAAGACAACAAUCAAGCGAGGCUCUGCAACGACGACCAACUAUUUAAAUAAGAAACAGGGAAUGUCGUCAGGAUCAGGGCUGAUGAUGAGAAAGCACUAUAUGGCGAGGCAGGAAAGACGCAAACGAGCAGCAUAUAAAACUGUAGAUGUGACCGCAGCAGGUGAGCGCGGCGGGGGUGCGAGCGGGGGCGGCGCGCGGCGCGCGGGAGCGGGCGGGGUAGCGGCUGCGGGCGGCGCGCGCCGCGCCAGCGUGUCGUCCACCUCUUCCUCCUCCUCCGACGAGGACUGCGCAGCCGACACCUGUCUGCGACCCACUGGCAAGGAAGUUGACUGGGUACAGUGUGACGGUGGCUGCGACCAGUGGUUCCACAUGCACUGCGUGGGGCUGAGUCGAGCUGCGCUCAGAGAAGACGACGACUACGUGUGCGGAGCCUGUGCUAGGGAGCGCCACUGA